AUGCUAGCCGGAGAUUGGGUCUAUGCCCGCCUGGAGGUGGCUCCCGUGGCCGCGGCCGUCGUCGGCGCUGCCGGCUUCAAGCACGCGGUCGAGAGCGCUGCACUGGCGCUGCUGGGACCGAUCGGCGGCGCAGGAACGCUGGAUGUGUUGUCGUUCAAUGAAGAGUCGGGCGAGACUGGGUCCGCCUCGCCGCGGCGAUGA
This is a messenger RNA of Thecamonas trahens ATCC 50062, 201 nucleotides long. RefSeq lists its product as uncharacterized. The record is from RefSeq and is a predicted model, not a curated record. Bases 1 to 201 code for a protein of 66 amino acids. The transcript has 2 exons. NCBI's taxonomy places the organism in Eukaryota, Apusomonadida, Apusomonadidae.